Sturnus vulgaris (Common starling) is the source of this 3213-nucleotide messenger RNA. The record is from RefSeq and is a predicted model, not a curated record. NCBI's taxonomy places the organism in Eukaryota, Metazoa, Chordata, Aves, Passeriformes, Sturnidae.
GCUCCGCUUUGAAUGAGAGGGAGAAUUGCACUCGGGGGCUCGCCAGAUCUGAAGCGAAGUUUAAAGGCUGCUGGCUGAGGGGUUUUGUUUUACCGGGGCGGUAAAUUCGGCUGUUCUGAUAAUUACUGUGAGGUUUUGACAUUUUUAUCAGUUGGGAGGUGUCCCCCCCGUUCUGAGGGGUUUAACAUCUCAUCUCGCACUGUGAGAGGAGGCUGGGAAAGGACUCCCGGCACCUGAAAGAAAUGACGGGAAACCAUCCAUGGCAGUGCUUUCCCUUCCGAGCCCCACAUCCCACCCCGAGAGACGAGCGGGGUGUGGGGAAGGGGGGAGAGUGGCCGAGAGCUUCGGCUUAAACCCAUCCUCAGCCUGGGUUUAAUCGCUGGGCCCGCUGUCUGUGUGUCUGUGUGUCUGUGUGUCUGUCUGUCUGUCCUGCAUUAUUGCACUCACCGCUCGCUCCUGUCCCCUCGGCUCACGCUCCGUGCUGGGAGGCGUGAAGGAGGGGGACUCGAAACAUGUUUUAAAUACGUUUUAAUCGCCAGAUUUUUUUCUUUCCUCUCUCCGCCUGCCGUCCCUGAAUUGCAUUUACGGUUUUCUCCCCUUAAUUUUUCCCGUUGACUGGAAAACGCAUUAAUGAAAAAAUCUGUGGGAAGAGACGGAAAUUCAGUGAGUCAGGCUAAAGCUGCUCCAGCCAAAAGAAAAAAAAAAUGGCAAAACCCCACGUUAAACUAAACGUGGGAUGACACAGACUGCCUAACACGGGCUGGGGUGCGAGGCAAGGUCUGCGCUGGCCGGGCUGUCCCAGCGACAAACAAGAGCUGUGACAGAGGUGGCUAUUGUUCUGCCCCUUCUUAUCUAAAUGGAGCAAAUAUCCUGUAUGUAAAAUAUAUAUAUUUUCAUCAAGAAGGCAGGACCAGCGUAGAGACGAAGGUUUCCUCCUCGAGUGACUUCACUUCCCAAAAUUAGCAGAAAAAAACGUUUCAUCCGGUUAACUGUCUCUUUUUCGCUCUGCUGCAACAACCAAAGUUAAAAAAAGAGAGAGACCGAGAGAGAGGGAGGGAGGGAGAGAGAGAGGGGGAGAGAGGCUACGGAGAGAGCAACAAAACCGCUGGAAGGGCAGCGAGAAGAGCGAAAAGAGAGAGAAGGAUAAAAAACUUCAGGAGGCGUCAGUCGCAGGCUAAACCGGGUCAAUGUGUGGAAUAUUGCUGGUCCCGGCUGGAAGUUUUUCCCGAUGGACGGCACUAUUAAGGAGGCUCUGUCGGUGGUGAGCGACGACCAGUCCCUGUUUGACCCCACGUACGGCGCGGCCGCGCAGCUCCCCAAGGACAUGACGGCCUCCGGCAGCCCCGACUUCGGGCAGCCCCACAAGAUCAACCCCCUGCCCCCCCAGCAGGAGUGGAUCAACCAGCCCGUGAGGGUCAGUGUCAAACGGGAGUAUGACCACAUGAACGGAUCCAGGGAGUCCCCCGUGGACUGCAGUGUGAGCAAGUGUGGGAAGCUGGUGGGAGCAGGCACCGAGUCCACGCCCAUGAGCUACAGCACGUACAUGGAUGAGAAGAACGGGCCUCCCCCCAACAUGACCACCAACGAGAGGAGGGUCAUUGUCCCUGCAGGUACUGCCAAGCUCUGGGGCUGCUCUCCUUGCUCUGCCUGCAAGAGAGUUUUGUUUCUUUUGUUUAUCUGCUCCCAGAGGAAUUUUCUCUCUUACAAACCAUGUAAAAAAUAUCAAAAGAGUUUCUGGGUAGUGGGAAUCCCCAUAUCCCAGUGCAUGAUCUGAAUCAGGAUGGGCAGCAGAUAAUUAGUGCUUUUACUUUUUUUUUUCCUGGAAUGAAGUGUUGUUUUGGUGUGCUGAAUCAAAUCCAUCUUCUGCCAUGUGUUAGAGGAGAAUUUGCUUCCUGGGACACGCAGGGGAUGAUCAAAGAGGAAAGAAGUGGGCCCGAGUUAUAACUCCCCUGGUGCUCUCAGGAUCCAGCUGCACUUUCAAGUCACACUGAUUGAUUCAAAACGAGCUAUUUUGUUUCCAUUUUUUUUGUUAGAAGUAGAAAGCAAGAAAAAUUAUAUUUUGCAGGAACUGCAUUAUCCUUCCAAAAAUUGUCACACAGGAACAUUCCUGUCCAGCUUUGUUUGUGUUUGGUAUCCACAUCUGCUGCCUGGAGCUGGCAGGAUGCUCUGGAUGCAUUUGGACACUCAGGGGUGAGAGCUGCUGUGGGGGGAGCUCAAGGGUGAAGGCUGACCUGCAGUGAGGAGCUGUUUCCCUGUGAAGUUUAUAAACAAUAUCCACACAAACAGGGCCAGGAAGUUUCCAGCACAGGAGCCAAGGGCUGGCCCAGUGCUCAACCCAGAACUCGCCCUGGCUCUGAGGGUUUCACAGGGCAGGAGCUGGGGCCAGCCCAGGCAGACAGAGCUGGCAGAAGGAAAUGCACUCGUGGAAUUCAGCUCCUUUCUCUGAGCAGAUGACAAUUCCCAAGCAUUUGUUUGCCAUUUAGGAUGAAAAGGAAAAGCUCAAACUGAAUGUAGUGAGGAGAAGCCAAUAGAAGAUUGAUGGCAAAUCUCUAAGUCCCCUUGGAGCUGAUGUUUGGGAGACUGGCUGAGCUGCUUGGGGACAGCAGCACAAUCCAGUGUCACCCUGCCUGGAAAGGUGAAGCUGGCACCAGCCAGCCCCUGUGUCAUUAAAGAUGUUCCAGGGGGAGCAUUUAUCCUGCAUAUUAAAAAACCCAAGAGUGAGCUAAAGUUUAACAUUGUUGAAAUAGGGGAAAUUACUUCCAUUGCCCCCAGUGGAAGAGAAGUUUUGGAAUCUCCUCUUUGAAGGAAAAUGAAGAAAAGGACUUUUCCCUAUGAGCAUCCACAAAUCAAAGCCUUGAGAUACUUGUGAAAGAGCAGAGAUUUACCAGACUUUGGAAGACAAUAAUGAACAUCAUCCCAGAUCUCUGGCUGCACAGACGAGGCCCAAGUCAUCCAAGAAAGGCAUUUGGAUAUUUUAAUUUAAUCCAGAAUGGAGAUUUAUAGCGCAUUAGGGCAAAGAUAAGCAAGAAUAAUGUCACAUUAGGCUUACAAUAGUAGUAAUAAUGAGCUCUAAGCCCUGUUUCAAGUAGGCAGAUUUUCAGACACCAUUCAAUGUCUUUUACAGUGUUUAAAGGAAGGCCACAAAUUCACUCUGCCCUCUAGAUACUGGGUUGUUUUCAAAACUCAAGACAAACAAGUCUUUCAAUUAAAGAA